This is a messenger RNA of Epinephelus fuscoguttatus (brown-marbled grouper), 6217 nucleotides long. RefSeq names its product tryptophanyl tRNA synthetase 2, mitochondrial (gene wars2). The record is from RefSeq and is a predicted model, not a curated record. The transcript is spliced from 10 exons. Gene Ontology annotation, biological process: mitochondrial tryptophanyl-tRNA aminoacylation. Bases 683 to 1849 code for a protein of 388 amino acids. Gene Ontology annotation, cellular component: mitochondrion; mitochondrial matrix. Gene Ontology annotation, molecular function: tryptophan-tRNA ligase activity; ATP binding. Lineage: Eukaryota; Metazoa; Chordata; Actinopteri; Perciformes; Serranidae.
UCAAUCGGCUGAUUUAAGCUAACGCUAGCUCUUAGGCUAACCACCGAGGCGGGGCGCUACACAUUAACAGGAGGGCAACACUAUUUGACGGGGGAACAUAUUGGUUUUCUCAAUCGGUUGAUUUAAGCUAACGCUAACUCUUAGGCUAACCACCGAGGCGGGGCGCUACACAUUAACAGGAGGGGGAACAUAUUUUGAUGCUUCACCUGCUACAAGUAACCGGCUGAAUCAAGCUAACGUUAGCUGUUAGGCUAACCACCGAACCGGAGCGCUACUGAUUGACAGGGAACACAUUUUGAUGCGAGACCUGCAGCAGGACUUCAGGACCUGUGACUUUGGAAAGCUACUGCCAGCAAUGAGUGGGGAAAAUAAUAAAUACGUGGAAAAAAAACAUCCAAACCAGGAACACCAGUUCAGUCUGGGCUACUCAAGCCUCCUCCAGUGCCAGCACUUGGACUCUGUGGGAACCUGCAGGUCCAAGGGUGAAAAUGAGGCGGAGAAAAUGAAGGGGCCACUUUGCCACGUCGUCCCCAGAAGACACGCGACCCAUACACACGAACCCGAGGGCGGCGAGGCUGAGAUGAAAAUGAGCAGCGGGUUCGGCGGGCGGUUCCAGCUGCAUGACUUCAGUAAAACAAUCCUCCGUCACACACGCUGAAGAUCUGACGUGCUGACAGCAGUGAUGAGGCCUCGGAGCAGAUAUUACACAUCUAUUACACAUAGCCACCGUAGGGUGAAGUCAAAAUCCAAGAUGGCGCUCUCCGUGCGGACUAACUUCAAACAUCUCUUCAGAUUCAUUCAGAAAUUUAAUUCUCCUCAAAGGUUACUCUGCUCCGGAGCCUGUACGGGAACCAAGGAGCCUUCAGGAGGUGGGCGUGUAUUCUCAGGGAUCCAGCCAACGGGGGUGCCCCACCUGGGCAACUAUCUGGGUGCCCUGGAGAACUGGGUGUCCCUGCAGGACCAAUAUCCUUCGGUGCUCUACAGCAUUGUGGACCUGCACUCCAUCACACAGCCUCAGGACCCGGCACGACUCAGGAGCAACAUCCUGGACAUGGCAGCCAGCCUGCUGGCCUGUGGCAUCGACCCGGAGAGGGCAAUACUCUUCCAGCAGUCUCAGGUAUCCGAGCACGCUGAGCUCUCCUGGAUCCUCGGCUGUCUGACCAGCAUGCCUCGCCUCCGACACCUGCCGCAGUGGAAGAUGAAGAGCAAACAGAAGAAUGAAGGCAGCGUUGGUCUCUACACAUAUCCUGUCCUCCAGGCCGCCGAUAUCCUCCUUUACAAGUCCACUCACGUCCCCGUCGGAGAGGAUCAGGUCCGGCAUUUGGAGCUGGCUCAGGAUCUCGUUCGCAUCUUCAACAACCACUACGGAGACCUGUUCCCUGAACCCAGCGCCCUGCUCAGCUCCACACGAAAGGUCAAAUCCCUCCGUGACCCUUCUGCCAAAAUGUCCAAAUCCGACCCCCAAGCGAUGGCGACGAUCACCAUCACAGACUCUCCUGAUGACAUCGCCCUCAAGAUCCGCCGUGCAGUCACUGACUUCACCUCUGAGGUCACCUUUGACCCAGAGACGCGGCCAGGCGUGUCCAACCUGGUGACGAUCCAUUCUGCCAUGGCGAUGAUCAGCGUGGACGAGGCGGUGUCGCAGGCCAAAGGGAUGGACACUGGUGUCUAUAAGAAGCUCGUCACUGAGGCUGUGAUCCAGAGGCUGACGCCCAUCAGGGAGGAGAUCGAGAGGCUGAGGUCUGACCCUGCUCACCUGGAGGGAGUGCUGGCUCAGGGGACAUGCAGGGCCCGGGAACUGGCUGCGCCGGUCCUCAGAGAGGUCCGACAGAGAGUGGGAUUCUGCUGAGAGGCAGCUGGAGGCCUCGUGGGGCCACAUUUACACCGCAGGCCUCUCUUAGUAUUUAACUGCUGCUGAUAUCAGAUUUUAUUCCGAUGACUGUUUACAGCUCUGAGAUAUUAAAGGAUGUAACGCAUGUUAAAACAAAAUGUGUUGAAAGACGUGGAACAGACUCAGCUGCAGAGGAACAGACUGCAGACCAACUGACACUUGGCCUUUUCUUUUUGUCCUCUGCUGUUGUCUCAUCAGUCUUUUUACACAGAGAUCCAGUGAUGGAGCCGCAACGACACCCUUCAUCACAUCGCCUUUGCUUUUUUUAUAAGAAAACCAAACCAUGCAGCAUCAUGUCGCCCCAGUGUGUGAAUUUAAAUAGCAUGCAGGCGUUCCUGAGGCAAAAGAGGUAUGGCGGCCUGACGUGUAAUACAACAGUGUCGGCCUCUGGUGUGACACGGCAGCGCUCUCUAAACAAUAACAACGGCAUAACAUGGCAACAACAACCAUUUACUGUCUCUGUUACAUUUCGGCUCAUCUCUUCCUCUGCUCGGAGGGAAACAAGCUCCCGAAUCUCAUUGUUUUCCCAAUUUGCAGACAUUUUCGGACUCUGUUCUUCUUCUUUGAGUUAGCUGCUAACUGCUACAUGUUACUUUUUAAAACUCAGGCAGUGGGUCGCAUGGCAUAACACGUCGUCAAAACAUCAUUCAGUAUCAGUUUUAAUUUUAUCUAUAAAGCCCAAUUAGACGUCCUUGAACGCUCACAGCCGACAAGGAAUAACUCGCCAAAAAAUAACUUUAAUGGGGGAAAUAUAACAUGUCAUCAAAACUUCACACCCAUCCCGUCCUGCCAGCUCUCCCUUUUACACAGAUAUCAGUUCGGUGCUGUUAAUAAAUUUGCUGCCACGAAGAGAACACUCUGUCCUCCCAUUCUGUGAUCGUAGCUUUUAUACAGAGUGGCAAGGCAAAAUAACGGUGUGACAUUCCUGCCUUUGACAGGCAAGUGUAAAAGGGGCUGUUGAGAUAAAUGAGGAGGCUGUGUCUUGUGAUACAGCUGUAACGUUGGUCUGAACGUUGCCAAACAAGAAGAUUUCACUUUUGUUUCUGUACAUAUAAUACACACUUGUUCUGAAGACGACACAGCUUGUUUGUCUGCUCAUCCUGUGGCUGUAUGUAUUUCCCCAAAUACCACACAAGCUCUGUUUUUCAUGCUCUUUAAAAUAUUUUGUCUUCUCGUCCCCAGUGUUAACAGCUAUCAGCCAAACUGCCCCCAAAAUAAUCAGAACACUCCUCUUAUUCAAACAAAUCUCAUUUACUUUUUGAUUUCAGUGUCCAAAUUGAACUUGACUUCAGGUCACUGGUGUUGAGAUGUGACGUUGUAGCACAUGUGCGUGUUUCUGUUCACACUGGCAGCUCAAUCAGACGCUUGUUUAAUCUCGAUUGGAAUCAGAUUGGAUUUAUAAAGUCUGGACUGACAAAGACAAAGAGACACCAAAACUUAAAACAGAUUUAUGCAAAUAAGAUUCAAGCCAGAUUCAUCGUUGGUUUUGACAUCUGUUCGGACAGAAAUGAAAGAAAGGAGAGAAAUAAAAGAACAGAUUCAAGAAAAUGCACCUCAGCUCCUGCAGAUAUGCAGACUGCAACAUUUGGUUUUGGAUAAAUGCACAAACACGUCAAUGGUCAGGCACAGUUUGAAGCUAGAGAGUAAAAAUACAUAUAAAGAAACAACAGCCCACAGGACACUUUUGAUGUUGUCACUGCCUGCACUGCAGACAGUGUGUGAGCAAUUAAAAUGUAAGAGAUGACUUAAAAGGUUCUGUGGAGAUCACUGAAAAUAAUUAUUGGGUGCAUUAACUCAAGUCCAGUGAUGGAAGAAGCAGUCAGAUCUUUUACUUUGGUAAAAAUAGCAACACUGGGGUGUAAAAAUAUCUCUUACAAGUCACAUUCCUGCCUGAAAAAUCAUACUCAAGUACAAAAGAUCAAAAUAUACUCAGUGCACCAAAAGUUAAAGUACUCAUUUUGCAGCAUGGCCCCUUCCAGAAUAAUACUGAUGUUUUAGUGUUUAUCAUGUUGAUGUUGCUGCUGGUGAAGUUGGAGCUCAUUUUAAUUACUUCAUAUGCUGCUGUGUAACUUAAAUUAUAAUAAUAUAUCGUAAUUUAUUAGUAGAUUUUUUUUAUUAACAAUGUAAAUUUGCAAACCGAAUAAAGCUUUAAAAUAAAUGUAAAAUGUUUGCUUCUGAAAUGCAGUGGAAUCAAAGUGUAAAGGUUAUUUGAGUAUGAAUGAUUGACUUUAUUUUGCACAAAGUAAAAACGUAAAAAACACAUCAGCAGACGUGCUCGAAAAGCAGCAGGAAGAAGUGUACACUUAUAUAAUCCCAGCUCAUUCUCAGUAGUCAUGUCUCAUUUAAAAAAAGAAAUUGUCAGCAACUAUCCCAAACUUAUUUACAACCAUUGAUACAAAUGAGUAAACAACAGUCUUAGAUAUUAAAUAUACAAACCCAUCUCAACCAAGCCCAGAUAAAUAAAUAAACCAACCAUCAGCAUCAUCUCUCCUCAUUACAUUCCAACACUGUUCAUGUCAUGGCGUUGAAAAUCUGACCUUCAGUACAAAAAACUGAAGUUUACUCCUGUUUGUUUUUGUCCAAAAGAUCACUGGAGCAUCGUCUCCAAAACGUCAAUGACUAGUGUCAGCUGAUUCUUGAUCGCUUGCUCAUUCUGAACAGUCCAGUGUGAUGUUUUUUACUGUUCUAAAAUCAGUGUACAUCUUGCAGUGCGCAUGUGACGACCAUGCACGCAGUCUGUUGCAGUCGCUCCUGCUUAUUUAUACUUCUUAUUUUGUGUUUUCUUAUAAAUCUUAAUGCUGUUAUUUAUUUGUUUAGUCUUUAUUUAACCACUCUUUUUCAAGAGUGUCCUGGCCGAGACAGGCAGCAACAUAAAGUUCCAGACAACACAGAACAAAAAUACUAAAUGUAAAAAAUGUACAGCUCUAAAACAAGCAAUAUGAAACACAGAAUAAGAUUAACUACAUAGAAAAGCCCAAAUGUAUGAUAAUAUAUACUAGAAAUGAUCCAUAGAAAUGCAAAAACAGGCGACUAAACAUGAUUACAAAGACUAGCUUGUGUCCAAAAAUCCUUUUAAACAGCCGAGAGGAACCAACGGGAGAUGAGGAGCUGCAGACAUAAAUGCUUGCUUGCCAAACUCUGUACGUGCCCUCGGUACAGACAAUAAGAACAUGUUCUGUGGAUGGAGAGCAGCCAUUUUCAAAGUUUUGCUAAUGUACAGACAUAAAUAUACUGGUAGUAUUCCAGUGAUGUCUCUGUGAACAAGAGAAUGCCAGUGAAAAAGUGUAAGAAAUUGUAAAGAGAGCCAGCUAACCCGAGCAGACAGGAUACGGUGAUGAGUCAGUGGCGUACAGUCGUUAAUGAAUCUAAUCUAAGAGGGACUGUAACGUGUCCAGAUUUCCUCAUUUCACAACACAAUUGUGAAAUAAAACCAGUGAUGCAUAUUGUCCCAGUUAAGCCACUGAAUAACUGUCUCAUCUGGUGAUCUUCAGCUGCUGCAGGGAAACGGUCUCAGCUCGGCUGAUUCAGGACGCAUCGUCGUCAUCAUCAUCACCUCAUGAGCGGUCAAUAUGUACAAGACUUGAAUUCAGAGGUAAAGACUUGAAUCUGAGCACUGAUGUGAAGGUGAUGAUAAGGCGUGUGUGUGAGUGGGAAAGUCACGUGGGAGUUUAUGUGUUAGUGUGUGUUUGGUUAUUUCACUGUUUUGUCUUGUGGAACAAAAAAUAAAUGAGAAUGUAUGAUUUUCUUUUUUUAUAUUUGCAGCACAGCAGUUUUUUUUUUAUUUGUCUUUGAUUUGAUUUUGUUGAUAUCUUGAGACACAGAUGAAUAUUCUGAGUAAAUUGCUAUGCGCACACUUAAUUAAUCAACACACACACCACAUUUUCAGUGCAACACUUGCAAUGGUGGAAAGUCAUAGAAUAUAAUAAACAAAUAAAUUAUUAUGUAAUAUUACAGAUUAAGAUAAAACAUUGAUCCCAGAAGGUAAAGCUACCAGCAGUGUAUAUAGUGAUUAAAAUUAGCUCCCCGUUUACCAGCUGCAACAUUAAAGUUAUGAACACAUUAAUGUGUUUACUAGAUUUGUGACAGAGUGUUUAUAUGCUGUGAUAUUACUGCUCUUACUGAAGUAAAAUAUCAGAGUACUUCUUCCACCAUUGAACACACACUACCAGCCAUCGUAGUAACACUGACUGAUUAAAUUCCACACACACUUGUUCAAUUCCCUUGUUGAAAGGAUAUAUUGACAGAGAUGGAGUAUAAUAUAUUAAGUAUGUUUUCUUUAGUGUAUAAUCAAUGAAAAUAAGGAUCGUCAGGUUUUUGUUACCUCAG